Hevea brasiliensis (rubber tree) is the source of this 1022-nucleotide messenger RNA. Its product is annotated as VQ motif-containing protein 8, chloroplastic. Lineage: Eukaryota; Viridiplantae; Streptophyta; Magnoliopsida; Malpighiales; Euphorbiaceae. The record is from RefSeq and is a predicted model, not a curated record. Gene Ontology annotation, cellular component: nucleus. Bases 257 to 850 code for a protein of 197 amino acids. The transcript has a single exon.
UCCGCUAAACACUUACAUUUCAACACCUUCCCUUUAUGUCAACGGUCAGAAUCGCUGGCCACUUCUACAUAUCCCUCUCUUCUUCAUCUUUAUAUUCAUAUUUAUCUCUCUAUAGUAACAAACAUCACUCAACGUGAAAACUGAAUCUUGUUUCUUGUUUCUGUUCUUUCGUCUGAAGCAACUGUAUAUACAUAUAUAUCUCCUUUUCUCUCUUCUUUGUUUUGCUUCAUUGGUUUCCAAGAAUUCAACAGCCAUCAUGAGCCCAGCAAAUUUCCACCAACAUAACAUCCUCAAUGGUCUCCGUCCAUCUCCAUUGAAGAUCAACAAAGAAUCCCACCUCAUUCACAAGCCGUCUUCUUCUAGUUCUUCUUCCUCGACAUCCAAUUCUUCUUCAUCAUCUGCUUCUGUGAUAGCUUCUGUUGGAGGUGAAGCAGGAGCCAAGCAGCGACGAAACCAACCGGUCAUUAUCUACACUCAUUCGCCUAAGGUUAUCCACACGCAAGCCAGGGAUUUCAUGGCCUUGGUGCAAAAACUCACGGGUCUUUCCAGCUCCAAGAUUGACGAAACCGCAAAGCCAACCCAACAAGGGCAAGAGAGCAGCGGCGUUAUUAAUAAUAAGGAGUCGUCUUCGGUUACAACUGAUGGGAAUUGCGGUGUUGGUAACAUUUCACCUAUUCUUAAGCCACCGAAAAAUCCUUGCUUCGCUGAUAUUCCACUUUUUACCCCGAAUUCGGUGGAUUUCUUUUGCUCCCCCAAGCCUUUAUAUAUAUAUCCUGAUGCAUCGCCAAGCAUGGGGAAUUCGUUAUCUCCUUCUGUAAUGGAGUUCAUAAAAGGAAUACCUGAAUAUUGACGUGAAAUAGAAGAUCAGAGUUACUAGUGAUUGAAUUAAUUGAUUACUUUUCCAUAAGUCUUUUAUAUUGUUUUCUGGAGUCUUCCUUUUUCCGAUUUGCAAAUUUAGAGAGAUGGGCGACGUCCAUCAAAUAAUGUAAAUUUUUUGUUAAUUCAAUUCAUUCUUAGGCCAA